This is a messenger RNA of Entrophospora sp. SA101, 717 nucleotides long. Lineage: Eukaryota; Fungi; Glomeromycota; Glomeromycetes; Entrophosporales; Entrophosporaceae. The record is from the annotation of a GenBank genome assembly.
AUGGAAAAUCCAAUCAGUAGUGAUAAUUUAUACACGAAUGUUCAGAUUACAUCAUUAUCGUUUCCUAAUAUAAAAAUUAAACAAGAAAAUCAAAUAACAUACCAAAAUCACGAUGAUAAUAAUUAUAGAAAUGUUAAAAAUAUUUCUGCAUCUUCCUCCGAUUCAUCCUCGCCACCAUCACCUUCUAAUUCAUCCACCAUCAUAAAUUCCAAUAUCACAACAAAAAUGCCUAUCAACACACAAAGAACAACAAGAAGGCAGAAUCUAUCAACGCCUAGUUUAAUUAGACCGUCUGCUGCUCAGAUGCCUAGCCCUGACACUUCUCCUUGUGUGCCAACACUAAAGUAUCAACAUCAAAUGCAUCAAGAUAUACUGCAAAUCCCAUUACACACAGGCAGAUAUUGUCAAUAUCAACAAGUAAUUCAACCAUUCACUCACAUUUUUCCAAUUCCGUGCUCUACUCUUCCACCUUAUCAGCAUCAGCAGCAGCAACAAGAACGAAAUUUAACGGCACAAACAAAAAGUCAAUCAACAAUACCGGAUAUAGAAUGUCGAAAAAGAAAGCUUGAACGUAAUCGUAUUGCUGCAAAACAAUGUCGUGAACGUAAAAAAAUUUAUGUAGCAAAACUUGAAUCAAAAGUCACAAGACUUGAGGAAGAAAACGCACAUUUACGACGAGAGCUUGACGAAUUAAAUACACGACUUCAGUUUAAUCCU